Polypterus senegalus (gray bichir) is the source of this 393-nucleotide messenger RNA. RefSeq names its product bouncer (gene bncr). Lineage: Eukaryota; Metazoa; Chordata; Cladistia; Polypteriformes; Polypteridae. The transcript has a single exon. The record is from RefSeq and is a predicted model, not a curated record. Gene Ontology annotation, molecular function: transmembrane receptor protein serine/threonine kinase activity. Gene Ontology annotation, cellular component: membrane. Bases 1 to 393 code for a protein of 130 amino acids.
AUGCUGAAGCCGUUGGCUCUGCUUAUUCUGCUGCUCUUAUACCAGACCUUGCCAGUUGGUGGCAUCCUUUGCCUCUACUGUCCCUUUGAACGCAAAGAGGAGUCCUGCCCGAUCAUUGAGACGCAGUGCAGGGAGGAUGAAUUCUGCUACACCGCCAGUGGCCAGUAUUCUGGGAUUGAUGUCCUGUCAGGGAAAGGAUGUUUGGCCAGAGACAAGUGUGACAUUGAGGGAAACGUCCGCUAUAAAGGCAUCUCCUACAGUGUGACGUAUGCCUGUUGUCGUGAAAACAUGUGCAACGCUGCCCACAACACACAUCCCUCUCGAGUUCUACUGGUGUUCAUUCCAGGACUUGUGGCUGUCUGGCUCAUGGGACAGGCUUUGAAUCUGUGGUGA